GCCCUGAUGUUGCUAUAGGAACUGGUUGAGUGAAGGGAAGGGUCAGAUGCACAGGGCUGAUGCCUGUGUGCUGGUGUCUCUGAAAAGUUCUGGAUGAAUCAUGCCUGAGCUCUAACUGCAUCAGCACCAUUCUGGUCUGAAAAUGUCUGGUCUCGAAACACUCUUUAAAUACGUUGAUGAACACCAAGACCUCUAUAUUCAGCGGCUGGCUCAAUGGGUGGCAAUUCAGAGUGUGUCAGCAUGGCCAGAGAAGAGGGCUGAAAUCAGACGCAUGAUGGAGGUUGCUGCGAAGGAUAUUGAGCGACUGGGAGGCACAACGGAACUUGUGGAUAUUGGGAAACAAAAGCUGCCUGAUGGAUCAGAGAUCCCUCUACCGCCAAUUGUUCUGGGAACACUUGGCUCAGAUCCACACAAAAAGACAGUGUGUGUAUAUGGUCACCUGGAUGUUCAGCCAGCAGCACUAGAGGAUGGCUGGGAUAGCGAGCCCUUCACGCUUGUAGAAAGAGAAGGAAAGCUGUAUGGGCGGGGAUCAACAGAUGACAAAGGUCCAGUGCUUGCCUGGUUGAAUGCCUUGGAGGCUUAUCAACAAACUAACCAGGAGUUUCCUGUAAAUGUUAAGUUCUGCCUGGAGGGUAUGGAAGAAUCGGGAUCCGAAGGCCUUGAUGAACUGAUUUUUGCUCAGCAAGACACUUUCUUCAAAGAUGUGGAUUAUGUUUGUAUUUCUGACAACUACUGGCUAGGCAAGAAGAAGCCUUGUAUCACCUAUGGCUUGAGGGGUAUCUGUUACUACUUCAUAGAGGUGGAAUGUAGUGACAAAGACCUUCACUCUGGAGUUUAUGGUGGCUCAGUACAUGAGGCCAUGACAGAUCUCAUUACUCUAAUGGGUUCUCUUAUAGACAAGAAAGGGAAAAUCCUCAUCCCAGGCCUUAAUGAAGCAGUGGCACCUGUUACUGAUGAGGAGCUGGCACUAUAUGAGAAGAUUGAUUUUGACCUGGAAGAAUAUGCAAAAGAUGUAGGAGCAACAAAAUUAUUGCAUGAUGCAAAGAGGGAUAUCCUUAUGCAUAGGUGGAGAUAUCCUUCCUUGUCUCUCCAUGGAAUUGAAGGAGCCUUCUCAGCCUCUGGAGCCAAGACUGUGAUUCCUAGGAAAGUGAUUGGCAAGUUCUCGAUCAGACUUGUGCCAAACAUGACUCCCGAAGAAGUCACAAAGCAUGUUGAAGACUACGUGAGCAAAAAGUUUGCAGAGCUGCAGAGUCCCAACAAAUUCAGAGUAUACUUAGGCCAUGGUGGAAAACCCUGGGUAUCGGACUUCAACCAUCCCCACUACAUGGCUGGUAGGAGGGCCAUGAAGACAGUUUUUGGAGUUGAACCAGACCUGACGAGGGAGGGAGGAAGCAUUCCUGUUACCCUUACUUUUCAAGAAGCAACAGGCAAGAAUGUCAUGCUGCUUCCUGUUGGAGCUGCAGAUGAUGGUGCCCACUCUCAAAAUGAGAAGCUAAAUAGGUACAACUAUAUCCAGGGGGUGAAGAUGCUGGGUGCAUACCUCUAUGAAGUUUCCCAACUGAAGGACUAAGUUAAACACCUUUACCUUCUAGCUCCUGGAGCAGAAGUCUGAAUUUUCUUACAAAAUGUCAUCAAUUAUCAAGUCUUACAUGUCUCCCCUCUUCUACCAACACUCUGCUGUUUUGGUGGGGAGAGGAAAGCAUGCAGUUCCACUUGACAAAGAACGUUGUAUACCAAAAAUAUUUCUUUAAAUGCUUACUUCAGAUGACGCAGACUAUUCUUUAUCUGGCCAGCAGUCCUGAACUGCAUCUUUGUCCUCUCUGUAUUACUUCAAAGCUGUGGUUUGCUAUAUACAUCUACUUUUUCCUGUAAAGCAGGAGGAAUGGUUUGCUCUCAACUGUUUAAGCAGCCACAUCAGUUGCAGAACUGCCAGCUGAGUUUAAGGUUCUUAUUUCUGGAUAUGUCCUGGAAGUAGUCAAAGUGACAGAUUAUGGGGCUAUACUGGAAUGUGUUCAAGCUGUAGUGAGGCAUCCAUCUUACUGAGUGAUUUGGAAGUGCAGUUUGUCUCUUACAGUUUAUACCUGCCUGCAGGUUUCAGUUUACAGUGAAUUAGGGUACAGCAAAAUUCAGUGUGGUAAUGACUACUGGCCAUCUUUUUGUAAAGCUGUCUUUGUACUCUCUAAAAAAGACAAUAAAUAAUCAUGCUCUGGA
Molecule: messenger RNA, 2211 nt
Organism: Grus americana (Whooping crane)
Lineage: Eukaryota; Metazoa; Chordata; Aves; Gruiformes; Gruidae
Gene: CNDP2
Product: carnosine dipeptidase 2
Exons: 12
Coding region: 143-1570 (475 amino acids)
Biological process (GO): proteolysis
Cellular component (GO): cytosol
Molecular function (GO): metallodipeptidase activity
Source: RefSeq, a predicted model, not a curated record